UUUGUGCGUGCGUGCGUACGCAGCCAACGAGCUGCAGCAGCACUGACUCCACUUGUCUGUCAAACACAACCAACACAGCCAACAUGGCGGACUGGGACGCUGAGAACUUCGAGGUGGAGGAGCCGAUUAAAAAGGCGGCAGUGGUCGACAAAUGGGAAGGAGAAGACGAGGAGGACGAGGUUAAGGACAACUGGGAUGAUGAGGAUGAAGAUGCAGCAAAAAAAGCGGAGGUGACAAAAGCUGAGACAAAGGUUUCAGAAAAGAAAAAGUUGAGUGAGAAGAUCAAAGAAAAGGAAAACCGGCUAAAGAAAAAGCAGCAGGAGCUCAAGGAGAAAGAGCUGCUAGAAAACCAAGCAGAUCUAACACCUGAAGACCAACUCGCAGAGAAGUUAAGAGUGAAGAAAUUACAGGAAGAUGCUGACUUGGAGCUAGCAAAAGAAGCUUUUGGUGUUAGCAGCACUUCAAACACUGUCAGUGGGAUUGACGCCAUCUGUCCCUCUUCCAAAGAAGAUUUCACGGAGUUUGAAAAGUUGCUGAAAGAAAAGAUAUCCCAGUUUGAAAAAUCUGUGCAUUUUUCAAGUUUCUUGGAUUCAUUGUUUCGGGAACUCUGUAUUUCAUUGGAAGUAGAGGACUUGAAGAAAAUAAGUAAUUCCUUGUCAGCCCUACUUAGUGAAAAACAGAAACAAGAAAAACAAAACAAAGGAAAAAAGAAGAAGAAAGGAGUUGUACCUGGAGGCGGUUUGAAAGCACAGAUGAGAGAUGACCUCGACUAUGCAACGUUUGAUGGUGGCUAUGCCCAAGACUACGAGGACUUCAUGUGACACUGGCUCGAUCACCUCUGCCCUUUCCCCUUAUCAACCCUCAGAAAUGCAGCUGUACCUUCUCAUCCUGUCCAGUGCCAUUCUGGAAAAUCUGAACUAUGUAUUGCCCCCUUCAUUUUGCUUCAGUGACCAGAGAGACUAUACCAGGGAGCAUCCAGUUUCACCAACUCUUUAUGUUCAUACAUAUGGAAUUGCCUUUUCUCUGUCUCAUUCAGCCUCGACUCAAAACACACAUAAUGAUAUAGUAUCUGUUGGAUGACCACGCUUCAAAGAAGAUUACAUAACUGCUGUUUUCUGAAUUUUGCAGGUGUCAGUUUUAUUACCAGUAAAUGUUGCUCCUGUCAAAAUGGAAGAUACAGUAUUACAGUUUUAAGUGUAGUGACAUAGAAACAAAAGGUUCUAUGCAAAUUCUUAAACCAGAAUGUCAUGUGUAUAUUACAAGUCUCACUUUCCUUUGGAUGGUUUUCUAACAGGGAAGUAUAUAGUAUCUAACUUUGGUUGCCAUUUUACAUAAACCAUUCAAUACAUUACUCAUCUUUAUCUCUGAAAAGGUUGCAAUGUGGGUUAAUUGAGACUGACGGAACAUGUAAGUAGUUGUAAUUUUACAGAGAGCACAUGACAUUCAUUGUAUGGUAAAAGGGAUAGACAAGUAAAAUAAAUGUGACUUUAAAACCUAACAGCCAUUCUCUUGAUACAUCUCUGGAAUAUCCUUGAACAUAUAGGAGUGCUUAUAGGUAUUUUUUGUGCAUGACAACAAUGUACCGUAAUUGACUUAUUUGGUUUCUACUAAUGCAGAAAACUAUGGAUCAGGCAAGUGGACUAACUUGCUACGACUGGUCACCUAAUCAUUGCUUCUGCAAGCUUGUAUCAAGUGUGAUGAGGAGCGGGGGCUUAUUGGCUUCACACCACAUUGUCUUCAUAUGGGCUACAGUCGGUUGAAAAGGGUUUGUUGCUCCUUUUCUUUUCUAGCAUUUGACCAGUUUAAUUGUUACAUGGACAAUUGGAAACAUACAAUGUGGAAAAUACAGCAUCUGCACUGUUUUAUAAGCAUCUAAUUUAAUAAAUCACUGGUCAAAAGGA
Messenger RNA from Labrus bergylta (ballan wrasse), 1901 nucleotides. It is a transcript of the gene eif3jb, whose product is annotated as eukaryotic translation initiation factor 3, subunit Jb. Gene Ontology annotation, cellular component: cytoplasm; eukaryotic translation initiation factor 3 complex. The record is from RefSeq and is a predicted model, not a curated record. Gene Ontology annotation, molecular function: translation initiation factor activity. Lineage: Eukaryota; Metazoa; Chordata; Actinopteri; Labriformes; Labridae.